This is a messenger RNA of Ricinus communis (castor bean), 2718 nucleotides long. RefSeq names its product probable beta-D-xylosidase 2. The record is from RefSeq and is a predicted model, not a curated record. Gene Ontology annotation, biological process: xylan catabolic process; arabinan catabolic process. Gene Ontology annotation, cellular component: plant-type cell wall. The transcript has 7 exons. Bases 258 to 2564 code for a protein of 768 amino acids. Lineage: Eukaryota; Viridiplantae; Streptophyta; Magnoliopsida; Malpighiales; Euphorbiaceae. Gene Ontology annotation, molecular function: alpha-L-arabinofuranosidase activity; xylan 1,4-beta-xylosidase activity.
CACCCUUAAGCACGACAAAAGAUUAAAAUAGAAAAGUUAAGGCCUUAAACGGAUAAAGAAAAAUAUGUACAUUUCUAAAUCCUAAUAAUCAAAGCUGUUUUCUUACAUCACAACCACUCUCCUCUCUCGCCUUUAGCAGAAAGAAAAUAUAAAUUAAUUAAAACAAAAAAAAACACUUCUUCACUGCCUAUAUAUACCAUAUUUUCACCGCCUUUAAGUCUCCAUCCCCUUAUCAAGUACUUCAGUUUUCAAGAAAAAUGGUAUCCAACUCUCUCAUUAUUUUCUUGUUUCUCUUGUUGGGUUUUUCUUUCCGUGCCAGUAAAGCUGCUCUCGAGCCAUUUGCCUGCGACUCAAAAGAUGGAACGACAAAGAACUUGCCGUUUUGCCAAGUGAAGUUGCCGAUACAGGAUAGAGUUAAGGACCUUAUUGGAAGGCUGACAUUGGCGGAGAAGGUCGGGUUGCUAGUUAACAAUGCAGGUGCAGUUUCAAGGCUUGGGAUUAAAGGGUAUGAGUGGUGGUCUGAAGCACUUCAUGGGGUCUCGAAUGUGGGUCCUGGGACUAAGUUUGGCGGGUCCUUCCCUGGAGCCACUAGCUUCCCUCAAGUCAUCACUACUGCUGCCUCUUUCAAUUCUACACUUUGGGAGGCUAUUGGACGGGUCGUGUCAGAUGAAGCCAGAGCCAUGUACAAUGGAGGAGCGGCAGGACUCACGUAUUGGAGCCCCAAUGUGAAUAUCUUAAGAGACCCAAGGUGGGGCCGUGGACAGGAAACUCCCGGUGAAGAUCCUUUGUUGGUCGGUAAAUAUGCGGCGAGCUACGUCAAAGGUCUACAGGGAAAUGACGGUGAGCGAUUGAAGGUAGCUGCUUGCUGUAAACAUUUCACGGCGUAUGACCUGGAUAACUGGAACGGAGUGGAUCGUUUCCAUUUUAAUGCUAAGGUAAGCAAGCAGGACAUGAAGGACACGUUUGAUGUGCCAUUCAGGAUGUGUGUGAAGGAAGGAAAGGUGGCUAGUGUUAUGUGCUCUUAUAAUCAAGUUAAUGGCAUCCCUACUUGUGCUGAUCCCAAUUUGCUACGGAAAACUGUACGGACUCAAUGGGGAUUAAACGGGUAUAUUGUUUCAGACUGUGAUUCAGUUGGGGUUUUUUAUGAUAAGCAGCACUAUACGUCAACUCCUGAAGAGGCAGCUGCUGAUGCUAUCAAAGCAGGUCUAGAUUUGGACUGUGGUCCAUUCCUUGCUGUGCACACGCAAGAUGCAGUCAAGAGAGGCCUGAUAAGUGAGGCUGACGUAAAUGGUGCUUUAUUUAAUACACUAACUGUUCAGAUGAGGCUAGGAAUGUUUGAUGGCGAGCCAUCAGCUCAGCCAUAUGGGAAUUUGGGUCCAAAAGACGUGUGCACCCCAGCUCAUCAAGAGCUAGCCCUUGAAGCAGGAAGACAAGGCAUUGUUCUUUUGAAGAAUCAUGGUCCUUCAUUGCCAUUAUCCCCUCGCCGUCAUCGCACUGUUGCCAUUAUUGGUCCUAAUUCCAAUGUCACUGUCACUAUGAUAGGCAAUUAUGCUGGUGUUGCUUGCCAAUAUACUACUCCCUUGCAAGGAAUUGGGAGCUAUGCGAAGACAAUUCACCAGCAAGGUUGCGCAGAUGUGGGCUGUGUCACCGACCAACUAUUUAGCGGAGCAAUUGACGCUGCACGACAAGCGGAUGCAACAGUUCUAGUAAUGGGGCUUGAUCAAUCCAUUGAAGCAGAAUUCAGAGACAGGACUGGGCUUCUUCUUCCAGGACGUCAACAAGAGCUUGUCUCUAAGGUUGCCAUGGCCUCCAAGGGUCCAACCAUUUUGGUCUUGAUGUCUGGUGGGCCUAUCGAUGUAUCUUUUGCUAAGAAGGAUCCAAAAAUUGCAGCCAUCUUAUGGGCUGGUUACCCAGGGCAAGCCGGUGGAGCAGCCAUUGCUGAUGUCUUGUUUGGAACAAUUAACCCAGGAGGGAAGCUGCCAAUGACAUGGUAUCCACAAGAGUACAUCACAAAUCUGCCAAUGACUGAGAUGGCCAUGAGGUCAAGCCAAUCAAAGGGUUAUCCUGGCAGAACCUAUAGAUUCUACCAAGGGAAAGUGGUCUACCCAUUUGGGCAUGGAAUGAGCUACACACACUUUGUUCACAACAUAGCAAGUGCACCCACCAUGGUUUCAGUACCGCUUGACGGACACCGCGGAAACACGAGCAUUUCAGGGAAAGCAAUACGAGUGACACAUACAAAAUGUAACAAGCUCUCAUUAGGGAUUCAGGUAGAUGUGAAGAAUGUGGGAUCCAAAGAUGGUACCCAUACACUGCUAGUAUACUCUGCGCCACCGGCUGGCCGUUGGUCUCCUCACAAGCAAUUAGUGGCAUUCGAAAGGGUGCAUGUUUCUGCCGGGACACAGGAAAGAGUUGGAAUUAGCAUACAUGUCUGCAAGUUGCUUAGUGUUGUAGAUAGAUCAGGAAUUCGAAGAAUCCCAAUUGGGGAACAUAGUAUUCACAUUGGUAACGUUAAGCACUCAGUUUCUCUUCAAGCUACAGUUCUUGGGGUCGUAAAGUCAUAGUUUCAUCUUUUGGGCUAUAUAUAUAUACUGCUCAAAUUAAGUACAUGAUAACCCAUUAAUUGGAUUACAUAAUUUGCUGUUAGUCUUUCUUGAGGAUGUAUCUUAGUCAGUGAAAUGAGACAUACUAAAUAUCUCUCGGAUUUGGGUUGUUCAA